AUGGCCAACCCUCAGGGCCCAGCCCCGGCAGCGAUUCAUCAGUCAAACCAAGUAUUAUAUCGUUCUGGUUUUGAUUCACAAUCGGGUCGAAUCAUAUCUCAUUCAUGUAGUAUGAAUGGUGGUUUUCCUUAUGAGCAUUGCUACCCUCAAGUAUCAUCACAACAAAUUCCCGUGAAAAAUUUCCACUGUUCAAAACUACCCUUAAUGAGUAGUAAUUUUCCUCAACAAGAUCACCAAGUGGUUUCACAUAUGGUGGAUAAUUCUCAAUUUAGAUCGCAGGAGCACAUGCAAACGAUUAAUAAUGCUAAUCGUCUAGCUGCUCGACCCUUUCCUCAUUCAAUUAACUCAAUAAUUUCUCCAUGUCAAAAUAAUAAUCAGAUUGUGAGCCCUAUUCAGCAAUAA
Molecule: messenger RNA, 402 nt
Organism: Didymodactylos carnosus
Lineage: Eukaryota; Metazoa; Rotifera; Eurotatoria; Philodinida; Philodinidae
Source: the annotation of a GenBank genome assembly